ACAAUAUGUAACUACCCUUCCGAACCGGCGGUGUCAUUGGGAGACCGCUGUCAACAUUACGCAGGGGAAAGAAAGCAGUCGUUGCGGCUUGACGAUCAAGGAGACCACGAACUCGCAGUCAACGCACUGGUCGUCGUCGUCGUUGUUGUAGUCGUCGUCGUCGUCGUCUAUAAGAAAGCCUUGUCUUGUGCGCAUUGAGCCCAGCACUUGAGCACAUCAGCCUUCGCCCAGACGAACUGACUCUUCCUACUUGCAGUCACAAGCCAGAACAAUAUCGCCCGAGCCCAACACCGCCAUCACCAUGACAUCUUGCGCAGCACAGCCGCCCUCGACACAGGUGCCCUUGGGGCCGACCUCUGGGCUCUUGGCUGCAGGCCCCGGCCUGCCAGCUGGCUUCCCUCGUGCCGUGGACUCGCCGCUGGCAUGGGAAGGCGCACAGUUCGCGAAUGAGGAGGAAUAUGUGCUCCGCAUGAACGAGGCCGAUGUAGAGGAGGCGAACAACGCCCUGCGGUGCUUCAAAGAACUUGGUCGCCAGGGCUACGAAGUGUCUCGAGAUAACUUUCCUCUACCCAACCUGGGGAAGAGGCUCGAAGCUCUCAGGCUGGAGGUACACCAAGGACGCGGAUUCGGGGUGGUGCGUGGUCUAAAUCCGAAAGAGUACUCUGUCGAAGACCUCAGCAUGCUACAGCUCGGUCUGCAGUGCUACAUUGCCAAUCGCCACGGCCGUCAGGACCGCAAGGGCAACAUGAUGGUUCACAUCGUCGCGGACGACUCAUCAGCAGCCGCUGCAGGACACCACCGCCACUCGACAAACCCCAUUACCUUCCACAAUGAAGAGGCGGGAGACAUUGUGAGCUGGAUGACGAGGAGCACGGCAGCUUCGGGUGGCCGGUGCAUCAUUGCGUCGUGCUACACGGUGUACAAUGUGCUGGCCAAAGAUCGCCCGGACCUGCUUCGCGUUCUUGCCGGUGCCGACUGGCCUUUCGCGUUGCCGCAGUUUCAAUGCCGUCCAAUCCUCUUCCACCACGAAGGUCGCCUAAUGAUGAAUUUUGGGAGGACGCCGCUGAUUGGCAACGAGACGCACCCGCGCUGCGAGAGCCUGCCCUCGUUGAGCGAGCGGCAGCUCGAGGCACUGGAUGCGGUGGAGAAGAUUGCGCGGGCGACGGAGCUUGCGAUCACGACCAGGCCUGGUGACCUGCACUUCAUCAACAACCUCGCUGUCCUCCACAGACGCCAGGGAUUCGUCGAUGGAGCAGCGGCUGCGGAAAAACGACACCUGGUGCGCAUGCGACUCCGGGACGAUCAGCUGGGGUGGGCGAUCCCCGAUGAGCUGCGCAACGAGUGGUACCAGGCCUUUGACGAGCACCGACGAAGCAAGGUGUGGCACCUGGUGCCCAUGCCUCCCGGGUACUACCCACUUCGAGCGCAGCCCAACUAACGUUAGAUAGUCGGUCCGGGCUCGUCGUCGGGUAGAGCCUUGGGGCCGGACGCCUCGAGUGCUCACAUUGUGCAGCAGACUGCAGGACACGAGUGGGCACUUGGAGUGGUG
Emericellopsis atlantica is the source of this 1549-nucleotide messenger RNA. RefSeq lists its product as uncharacterized. The transcript is spliced from 5 exons. The record is from RefSeq and is a predicted model, not a curated record. Lineage: Eukaryota; Fungi; Ascomycota; Sordariomycetes; Hypocreales; Bionectriaceae. Bases 302 to 1438 code for a protein of 378 amino acids. Gene Ontology annotation, molecular function: oxidoreductase activity.